Ramularia collo-cygni is the source of this 783-nucleotide messenger RNA. RefSeq lists its product as uncharacterized. Gene Ontology annotation, cellular component: membrane. The transcript has 3 exons. Gene Ontology annotation, molecular function: carbohydrate:proton symporter activity. Gene Ontology annotation, biological process: carbohydrate transport; transmembrane transport. The record is from RefSeq and is a predicted model, not a curated record. Bases 1 to 783 code for a protein of 260 amino acids. NCBI's taxonomy places the organism in Eukaryota, Fungi, Ascomycota, Dothideomycetes, Mycosphaerellales, Mycosphaerellaceae.
AUGACUCCCCUACAAAUCGCCAAGAAUCCCACCGCAAGGAAAAGACUCCUCAUCGGCGCCUCAGCAGGACCAUUCUCAUGCAUCGCAGGAAACAUCAUCGCAUCCUACUAUCUCGGAGCCCAACUAGACACGGCGGGAAUCACCGAUAGCCUCCAACAGCUCAAAGCCAACGUCGUUCUCAACGUCUUCUGUCUAGGUUGCAGUCUCCUCGGCACGCAACUUUGUGCUGGCUGGGGACGCAAACCGACGGCUCUGACGACGCAGUGUCUCCUAGUGACCUGCAUGUUUAUCAUUGGAGGCCUCUCGAAGCUCUACGYGAGCAAUCCCGACGGUGCAUCGAGUAGUUUGAUCUACGGGAAUGUUGCGACCAUUUUUUUGUUUCAGGGGUUCUAUUCCAUGGCUUGGACUCCUCUUCUGUAUCUUUACCCUCCGGAAGUCAUGAACUAUUCUAUUAGAGCUAACGGUCUGGCGUUCUCGUCGCUGUCGUUGAAUGUCCUUGCGCUCGUCCUCGUGUUUGUGAUGCCCAUUGGUUUGAACAACAUCGGCUGGAAAAUGUAUAUGAUCAACGGUGGCUGGGACAUUAUUGUUGUCGUGCUCAUCGCUGUGUAUUGGGUGGAAACCAAAGGGAAAAGUCUCGAGGAAAUCGACGCCCUCUUCGACGGUCAUAAACACUCUGAUKUCCCGGACGUGGAGCUUGUUCGACGCGGACAGGCGACAUUGGAUAUUGCGGGGAUUGAGCAAGAGCUCGACACGCAGAUUGUGGUCGAAACGAAGGCUGCGUGA